Penaeus monodon (black tiger shrimp) is the source of this 405-nucleotide messenger RNA. Its product is annotated as pigment-dispersing hormone type 1-like. Bases 24 to 260 code for a protein of 78 amino acids. Gene Ontology annotation, cellular component: extracellular region. The record is from RefSeq and is a predicted model, not a curated record. The transcript has 4 exons. NCBI's taxonomy places the organism in Eukaryota, Metazoa, Arthropoda, Malacostraca, Decapoda, Penaeidae. Gene Ontology annotation, molecular function: hormone activity. Gene Ontology annotation, biological process: response to light stimulus.
ACCUGAUCCUGAUAGCACGCAAAAUGCGCAGCGCUGUUGUGGUCGUCCUCCUGGUGGUGAUGGCUGUGAGCCUUCAGCUGACACUCGCCGUCAACUUGCAGUACCCAGAGCGUGAAAUGGUGUCCGAGUUGGCGGCGCAGAUCCUGCGCGUGGCUCAGGGGCCCUCGGCCUUCGACGCGGGACCUCACAAGCGCAACUCGGAGCUGAUCAACUCCCUCCUGGGGAUCCCCAAGGUCAUGAACGACGCCGGAAAGAGAUAGACAAUGAGGGUGAAUCUACUACGGCAAAUAAACUGAAAAUACCUUUGCCAUGACGACGCCGGCUUCCUCCACACUCCCUCCUUGAUAGAACAAAUGUUGCAACAUUAACCCAAUAUAACUUUGCCAAUAUAUCUAUUGAUAUACA